CGAACUUCGAAUUGAGAAAAAUAAAAUUUCAGUCGAAGCUGCUUUGACAUUUCCAGUUUUCAAAGCUCGUAUAAACCACAAUGUUCUCGGACUCAUCUCCAGCAAUGGAUCCGGAUUCAUCCGAAUCCGAAAUCCGACCCGAAUAUGAUCGCUCCUCCGCUGAUUCCACCGCCGCUACCAGUCCCGGCACCGUACAAUUCGCCAACGGGGCAGGGGAAGCUAGACCUGAAGCGACGAUAUUCGAAUCAGCCGCAUCACAAGUCACAUCCGUCUCCGAUCUACCACCGGAACGAUUCAAUUCGCUCGACGAAUUGGCCCACGAUCUCGGCUCUCUCCACGAGCUUUCUACCCGUGGCUCGUGGCAAGCGAUCCUCGAAAAAAUAGCUCAAGCCAGAGCCCUCUUUGUCCUCACCAAGCCUCACGAGCAUCUCACCUAUCUGACUUACCAGGUUAUGGCUCUCGCGAAGCUACGUCGCUCCGAUGAAGCUGCUCAUGAGCUUAAUUCCUUGCACGAUUUCGACGGGACGCAUUACAGGUACGAAUCGUUCCCUGAUAUCUACCCGAAUCGGAAAGGAUCUAUGGUCCCUUUCUCUCUACGCUGGCUAUACGCUUUGAUCCCGACUAAGCUCGGCAAUCGCCAGGAAGGGAUAGAUCGGCUAUACACUCUGCUUGAUUUCGUUCGCGAUAGAAUCAGAGACAAAGAAUCUCAAAGCUUAGAUGAUUCUGUGGAAUUGUGGAAGAAAAGGGAGAGUUUUGUGAUGAAUUGCUUGCUUGGGUUUCACUUAGGCCACAAGGAAUUUGGGAUAUCUAUGGAUUUGAUGAAGGAAAUGAUAAGUCGUGAUCCUUUAGACCCGGUUUUGAUAUCGAAGCUAGGCUCUGUUCAAAUGCAGUUUGGUGAUAUAGAAGGAGCAAAAACCACGUUUAAUCGAGUCGAGAAGAUGUUGAAUGAAGGAAAGAGCAAUGGGUUACUGAACGAAACACAGUUCAAGAAUCUUGUGGGUAGGAAUAAGGCUUUGGUUCAUGUUGUGGCAAAGGACUAUGUCUCUGCUGUGAGAGAGUAUGAAGAAUGCAUUGAAAGAGAUAACUCGGAUAUUAUCGCGGUCAACAACAAGGCUCUUUGUUUGAUGUACUUGAGAGAUCUAUCUGAUGCGAUUAAGGUGAUGGAGAAUGCAUUGGAGAGAGUACCAACUGCGGCUUUAAACGAGAGCUUGGUGGUGAACUUGUGUAGUAUGUAUGAGUUGGCAUAUGUUAAUCACACUGAUGUCAAGCGGACGUUGAACAAUUGGAUUGCACGUGUUGCUCCCGAUGACUUUGAUUCAUCUUGUACCAGAGUUUGAGGUUUUUCAGCUAAUGAAGAGGUAAUUAGCCAAAGAGUCUCUGUCUUCUAUUACGAAACAAAUCAAGGAUUAUGACUUUGCUGGGUUUGGCCUCAGCUCGAGUCUCUGUUGAUGCGAGUACCGGCUGCAAAUUUCUUAUAGUUGGCUAUUGUAAGUUAGGAAAUGGUUGUUUUGCCCCAAACACUUGUUCGCUCUCUUGCAUGCUUCGCCAUAUUCAUUACCUUAUACAGUUUUUUGUUACACUAGCAGUUAAACACUAACGAGUUUGUUAUUUCAACUCUUCCUAUGCAGAGAGAUUUUGGUAUUUAAA
Messenger RNA from Eutrema salsugineum, 1647 nucleotides. Its product is annotated as trafficking protein particle complex subunit 12. Gene Ontology annotation, molecular function: protein binding. The record is from RefSeq and is a predicted model, not a curated record. The coding region runs from base 81 to 1337 and encodes 418 amino acids. The transcript has 2 exons. NCBI's taxonomy places the organism in Eukaryota, Viridiplantae, Streptophyta, Magnoliopsida, Brassicales, Brassicaceae.